AUGGAUAAACUUCCCUCGGAAGUACUAUUUCGAAUUUUCCAGUUUUUAAGUUGUGAAGACCUGCGGAGUUGUGCAUUAGUCUGUCGCCAAUGGAAUAUUCUGGCCUCCGAUAACGUGCUGUGGAGUAGAAAGCUGACAAAACUUGUUCAAACAAAAUGGUCCGUUGUUGUGUGCAACCAGCCAUAUGCAAUUGAUAAAAAAUUACUGGGGCUGUAUGAACGCGAUCCUCAAUCCUUCUAUUUUCGCUUCCAGAAGUAUGUGCCCUUGAGUUUGGUAAAACAAUCCUACGUAACGGGACCCGAAUCCUCCAUUCCCGGAGCAUAUGCGUUCAAGUCCGCUAUUCUUCCACGAUUCAUACCACACUGGUGGAAUGAGGAUGAACGCAACUUAUUGCAUCGGAGUACCGGAGGCGUGCAAGGUAGCCUAAACCAGGAAUAUCGAUUUGCUGUCCUUGGUUCUGGGCUGGAUCGAAACUUGUCUACUAAUUUAUUCGCCCGCCUUUUGAAUGGACGUGUUGGACCGUUUGAGUUGCUUCAAAUAUUUCCUGGGCGUUUAGGGUAUGGAGGUGGACUAAGUCUACGUGCCCAUGGAUAUGCGCAAGCCAAUGUUCUAGACACCUCGAUGCGACCACAGGAAGCUUAUCCGCCUAUUAUUGCCGAUGACUUCCAAUCUGAUGACGGAGCUUCACCAAGGGUAAGUGCAAAACGAACUCAUGUAUACCGACACCGUCGUUCAAAACACCACUCGGCGAGGUCACCAUAUGUGGAGGACGCACUGGAUGCACUGUCAGUUGGGUCUAGAGUGGAAGACAAAAAUCAACCAAAGGACUUGAUUUUCGAUCUAGUGCUGUUGUAUGCCGAUAUGAACGAGCGUCACAAUGAAAAUAAGGAUGAACUCCGUCGUAUUCUAACAAGUCGUUUGUUUCUUCAACCAAGAGCUCCAGCAACGGGUGAGCGAAGGCUGUUUGAGCUUGAGUUUCGUGAGGAACUUGAUCCUGUCAUGAAGACUAUUAAUGGACUGAUCUAUGCUGUGGAAAGUAAAGUCCCCAACACCCAUCUUAUUUACUCCCAUUAUGAACUCAAAGCUGCGCUUAGAAAGGUUGCACCACGCAUUCCGGUUGUGGUGCUUUAUAUUUCAUCUGAGUCGGAAAGUGAUCUGUGCAAUACCUCCGGAUCGGAUGGAAAUAUGGAUCAGUCUAUCCUAUUCCUACUAGACGCUCUUGGUCUAUGCACACUCAGUCAUCCAUGGAGGCUACAGAAAUGCAUGGAUAACGACCUGCUAGCCAUCUUACAGAGUGCUUUGUGGAUGAGAGCUCACCUGUCCUCCGGUAGGAGAGUUUGUCUUAGUGCACUGACGUCUAGCCUCGCGAGAGGAACAACCAGAUGA
Opisthorchis viverrini is the source of this 1386-nucleotide messenger RNA. RefSeq lists its product as hypothetical. NCBI's taxonomy places the organism in Eukaryota, Metazoa, Platyhelminthes, Trematoda, Opisthorchiida, Opisthorchiidae. Bases 1 to 1386 code for a protein of 461 amino acids. The record is from RefSeq and is a predicted model, not a curated record. Gene Ontology annotation, molecular function: protein binding. The transcript has a single exon.